CUGGUGAUUCUGAAGACGGCCCAGUCAUCAUGGCUCAUGCUGCUAUUUAUGUGGGUUUUACUGUUUCUCAGUUACUGAGAGGUGCUGGCAGAAUUUUUCCCACUCAUUCUUCAUUGGUGGUGUUGAGGCACUCUGCUUUUUGUUCCUGCACAGUGAACAGCACAAUAAAAUCAAAGAGGAAAAUGGAUCAUCUGGAGAGGACGGCAAAUAAUUUUCGCCAUGAGGUAAUUUCACAAGCAAAAGUGUGUGGAAUCACCAAUGAAUCAGAGACAGUCAAAAGACUUCGUUUGGCUAUGGCAAAUAAAGAUUUUACUUUCAAAGCAGGACAGUGGGUUGAUUUCUUUAUUCCUGGAGUAUCUGUGGUUGGGGGAUUCUCAAUAUGUUCAAGCCCUGGCCUAUUGGAACGAGAAGGAAUAUUAGAGUUGGCAGUAAAGCACACUCUUCAUCCUCCUGCUCACUGGGUUCACACUGAGUGUACUCUUGACUCAGAAGUGGCUCUGCGAGUGGGAGGUGAUUUCUUCUUUGAUCCUCAGCCUGGUGACUCCCCUGUAAAACUAGUGCUGAUAGCAGGGGGUGUUGGAAUUAACCCAUUGUUUUCUAUACUGCUGCAUAUAGCAGAUCUUCAUGGAUACCAAGAGGGUAAAGGAAAUGGAUACAAAAUGGGAACAGUGAAGCUGUACUACAGUGCAAAAAAUACAAGCGAACUCUUAUUUAAGAAAAAUAUUCUUGGUUUGAUGAAUGCAUUUCCUGGCAAAAUCACAUGUCAUUUCCACGUUACCCAACAGAGGUCACACAUCUGUAAAGAACUUCAGCCACAUGUUACAGAGGGAAGAAUAUCUGCAAAGGAUCUAGAAAAACACGUAUCUAAGGAUACUUUAUGGUACAUCUGUGGUCCACCUCCAAUGAUAGAAUCUGUAUCCAAACUACUAUCUAACAUGGGUGUUCCCAGAAACUGUGUUUUCUUUGAGAAAUGGUGGUAGUGACACCUACUGAACAGAAAAUAUAUUAUUGUUUUCCAGUGUAUUUUGAUAAGCUGAAAUGUACAGAAAAUGAAUAUGAAUUAUUUGGAAGAUUUUACUUCAUACAUGAAGAUGUCCUCAAUUGUGAUGGUGUUCCUUUUAAUUUAACUGUAAUACAUUUGCAAUACAGCGCUGCUGCUUUUGGGGAAAAGAUUUUAUAUUAAAGACAUUAACUGUU
This is a messenger RNA of Pterocles gutturalis (yellow-throated sandgrouse), 1197 nucleotides long. RefSeq names its product oxidoreductase NAD-binding domain containing 1 (gene OXNAD1). The coding region runs from base 30 to 980 and encodes 316 amino acids. The transcript is spliced from 7 exons. Gene Ontology annotation, molecular function: oxidoreductase activity. NCBI's taxonomy places the organism in Eukaryota, Metazoa, Chordata, Aves, Pterocliformes, Pteroclidae. The record is from RefSeq and is a predicted model, not a curated record. Gene Ontology annotation, cellular component: mitochondrion.